GCAUUUGUAACAAAGAGGUCCUUUACUGACGGCUUGAGAGCCUCAGACCCUUGAAGAGCCCAGACUCUGCGUGCCGCAUUGAUCAACGACGCCACUUCUAUGGCUGACGUCUUUAUCCUCUCGAGUUCGUACCAUUCGCAUUGGCAUUGGCUCGGUUCAGCAUAUCUCACAACACAUUGGACCCUGGCGAUCGCGGCAAGCUUCAGCGACUGGCCAGGGAAAAAGAGCUGGUACAAUGAAAGUACUGCACCGAGGUACCGUUUAGGUACGGUGGGUGGGCUCCUGGGCAGCAACACACAUCCGACUCAGAGUAGCGCCCGUGUUUGCCUCACGUAUCCGCCGAUUCUUCGGACACUGUGUGGUGUCGGCGUGAUGGAGGGCUUAGGCGGCAGGUCGACACAUCAAGGCUCUCCGAUGGUUGAUGUUUAUAAACAUGACGCCCGAUGUGCCAUGGUACAUACGACCAUACCUGGCAGAAAACUCGGGAUCCCGUCCGCUCUCCCCUAGAUAAGCUGCCAAGGGCCGGAUCAGUAGUUGGGUCGGUGACGACCAGCGAAUCCCCGGUGUU
Messenger RNA from Parathielavia appendiculata, 568 nucleotides. RefSeq lists its product as uncharacterized. The record is from RefSeq and is a predicted model, not a curated record. The transcript has 4 exons. NCBI's taxonomy places the organism in Eukaryota, Fungi, Ascomycota, Sordariomycetes, Sordariales, Chaetomiaceae. Bases 100 to 507 code for a protein of 135 amino acids.